Molecule: messenger RNA, 6117 nt
Organism: Uranotaenia lowii
Lineage: Eukaryota; Metazoa; Arthropoda; Insecta; Diptera; Culicidae
Gene: Hrb27C
Product: heterogeneous nuclear ribonucleoprotein 27C
Exons: 2
Coding region: 545-1744 (399 amino acids)
Cellular component (GO): cytoplasm
Molecular function (GO): RNA binding
Source: RefSeq, a predicted model, not a curated record
AUCUCCCAUUAAUUCAUAGCCUACCUACAUGUUAUUUAGAUUUCUAAGAAGUUUAACUUUUUUAGUUUUCUAAUUAGUAUUUAAGGCAGUUAUUAAGAUAAAAGCAGAGAUUUAAGUAUAAUAAUUUUAGCAAGCGAAACGUAAGGAAGCAGAUACCGAUAAAAUCUAAUCCUAGGGACAGUAAGUAAGUUAGUUUUACCGCAAACAAAAAAUCCAUCGUCAAAUUUUAUCGGGGAGGAAGCAGCACACCAUUUUUCGUUCGUGUUCCGGAGAAAAUUUUCGCUCCGCGUGAAGAGGAAGAAAAAGAAGCAGCGACUGCUGGCAGGUAGGAAGACGAGUAGAUAAAGUGCUAGCGCUCCGCUGAUUUUUUUGGUUGGUCUGGUUAAAGUGUGCCCCGUAUUUUCGGUGCGUAAGUGCAGAAAGAAGACGAAGAAGGAGUUGAAGCGCGGUAGUAUUUUGGUCACGGACUGGUAGAUCCGUGAAGGUAAAUUUUUGGAAAACUAGUUUCGUGAGUUUCGGAGAGGACUGUCCCAGAUCAGAAUAGAUGCAUCCGUCGAAGAAGAUGAAUGCUGCCGAGCUGGACGAUCACGAGAAGGGCAAGCUGUUUGUCGGCGGUCUGUCAUGGGAGACGACCCAGGAGAACCUGCAGCGGUACUUUGGAAGGUAUGGUGAGGUGAUUGACUGCGUGGUCAUGAAAAACAACGAGACGGGUCGCUCCCGCGGUUUCGGCUUUGUGACCUUUGCCGAUCCGGAGAACGUUGGCCGGGCUUUGAACAAUGGACCGCAUACGCUGGACGGGCGGACGAUUGAUCCGAAGCCGUGCAAUCCGCGAUCGCUGCAUAAGCCCAAGCGUACCGGCGGCUAUCCGAAGGUGUUCCUGGGUGGUCUGCCCCCGAACAUAACCGAGACCGAUCUGCGUGGCUUCUUCAGCCGGUACGGUAUCGUAAUGGAGGUGGUCAUCAUGUACGACCAGGAGAAGAAGAAGAGCCGUGGCUUCGGAUUCCUUUCGUUUGAAAACGAAGCUUCGGUCGAACGGGCCACGGCUGAGCACUUCGUCAACAUUAGUGGCAAGCAGGUCGAGAUCAAGAAGGCCGAACCCCGCGAUGGAAGUGGUAACAACAACAGUAUGAAUGCCGAUUCCUACCAGUGGGGUUCACCUCAGGCUCCUCCGAUGGGCAAUGGACAGAUGGGCGGACCACCAAUCAACAUGCAAUCUAACAUGAUGCAAGGCUACCAGGGAUGGGGAGCGUCUCAGCCUCAGCAAGGUUACGGAGGCUAUGGUGCCACUGCUGGAGGAAAUGCCUAUCAAGGAUGGGGUGCUCCACCACCACAACAGUGGGGUAACUACAAUGCCACCCCACAGCAGACCCAGGGCUAUGGAGGAUACGAUAUGUACAACAGUUCCGGAGCUGGCUCAACCGGUGGAUAUGGAUCGGGCAAUUGGAACACCUGGAAUAUGCCCCCAAAUACUGGAUCUACCGGUUCAGCGGCCGAUAUGUACUCGAGGCCACAAUCUGGCCCAGCGGCUGGUCCGGCAGGAUCGGCUGGCCCAACGGCUGGAGGACCAUCAAAGCCCGGUUCCGAAUACGGUGGAGGAUCUGCGUACGGAUCUGCUGCUGGAGCUGGUGGAUACGGUGGAUACUAUCAAAACGAACAGAACACAGCUGCUGCAUACAACCGACCACGAUCGGCUUACGGUGGUGGCAACGAUGCUUCUUCCCAACCUCCCUAUCCAGCAUUUUGAGAGAUGACGACAAGCAGGAUGCAACUUCCGCCGCAGCAGCAUCAGCAAUCGCAACAGCAACAACAACAGCCGAUGCCGCCGCAGCAGAUGCAUUUUGCCCAGCACCAUCAACAACAGCAACAACAACAUCAUCUCCAGCAGCAACAACAACAGCACAUUGGAUCCGGACUCGGUGGUAGUGGCGGCACGGGUGGCAUUCCCGGCGUUGCUUCUAUCACUGCAUCCGGCACUAUUGGCGGUAUCAAUCCUUCGGCGGUUGCUGCGGCUGCUGCUGCAGUUGGGGCAUCCUCCUUUGAUCGAAGCCUGAUUGGAACGAAAUCUUGAACGCAUUGUGAAGAGAUGAGAGAACUAUUUCUUAUUAUUUUAAACUUGAAAAAAAAACUAAUUAUACAUAAUAUAUAUAUAUUACAAAAACAAGAAAGCACUAUCUAAGGAAAAGGAAACAAUUAUACAUAUAUUAUUAUUAAAAGAGAAGUAAUAAACGCAAAGAGAAGUUUUACAUAAUGAAUGGGAAACAUCAUGUAGAGGCACAGACACACUCAUACACCCUCAGACACAAAGACAGAAAAGAAAACAAGAUAAGCUGAUCAAUUGGAAGAUAAAAAAAAAACAACUAAGAAAAAAACUGGCAAACAUCGUAAGCGUAAGCGUAAAAUAGAAGAGCCCCCAUUUAAUAUAAAUAAUACAAAGCAAACAUAUGAAGAAAACUCUAAUAUUGAUUAGUCUUAGGAACGAAGCAAACAAACAGAAUCGUUAAAAAGGAUAAAAAAUUGUUCAAAGCUAUAUUAAUAUAAAAAUGACAGAAAACCAAAAUAAAAGGCAAAAUUUUUGUGAGAAAAAUUACAAACCAACAAAAUUUAUUCACUUUGCAGUAAUUCGGCGAGAAAAAUCUGUCAUCUACUCUACUGCAUGAAUGAUGCGAAAAACAUCGAUUUUACUGAGACGCUAAAGCUAGAAAUCUGAAGAAUCGCGGAAUCAACGUGGAAAACAAUAAACUCUCACGCUCACAAAGAAAUUCACUUUUGCAUUCGUAAUACAUUUUUUUUUUCAGCAAAGCCAACCAUUAAAAGUAAAAUCACAGUAAAAGAAAAUCUUUCAGUAGUGUGAACGAUAAUCAAAGAUCUUAGACUCAGCCGUGUAUUUUUUUUUAAAAUAUUCUAGAACCACAAAUCAAGAUUUAGGAAGAACUACAACAGUACUGAACCUGUUACUCCAAUGUAAACCGCUCGGCUUUCGGAGUCGAUGUUUCAUUUCUACCCUCACCCACACCUUAUGAACUUUUUUUGUUCUAAAAUUUUUUUCCCAUACCUUAUAGUUCGUUGUGGUAAUAGAAAAAUUCCUGCUACGGGAAGCAAAACUUAAGAUUUAAAGCAAAAACGAAUCAUUCACUGAAACAAUGAUGAUAACUUUACCUAAAACACACAACACACAGAAUAGUAAGCAAAACACAAACGAGGAAGAAAACAAAAGAAACAAAAAAAAACAGCAAAAUCCCGUUGAAAUGCAUGAUGCUUUGAGUUGAAGGGAAGUGUCCGGUGAAGCGGUCUGGUCCACCUGUUUGGUCGGAUCUUGUUGACGCGUAUUCUUGUCGCAACUGAAGAAAGGCUACCCAUCGCUAAUCGAUCCAAGCGGUGUGCGACCGUUUAUCGGUGUUUCCCUCCCUGCUCGAUGAAUAUAACCUAAAGAAAAUAGUAAGAAAAAAACUCGUUUGUAACCUUUUUUUAAAUGUUUGUUUUCUCUAGAAACGGAACGAUAAGGAUCAUAGAAAUACAUUACUAUACUUAAUCAGGUACCCAUAAUAAUUAAAAGUGAACAAACAAACAAACGAAAUAUUUAACAGUAGGGAGUAACAACCUAAACUAGCAAGGACAAAAGCCGAGAAAGAAGGUUUCGGGGAAUGGGCGUGUGUGGCAAAACUCGUGAGUGAAGAACGUGAGGGAGUUUUUCGGAAAAGACCUGUACACAAACGAGGUCACUUCCACUGAUUAUCAUCACUGACCGACACUUUGCCACUUGCCGUCCCCGGAAAACGCGUUUAAAUAAUUUUCCAUGCUUGCUAUGUGUACACUCUUCUAUAAGAAGCACCUUUAGGAGGUUUAAAAUACCUGUUUUUUAAAUGAUAAUUUUUCCUAUUUUUGUGGAUAAGAGACUUGUCAAGUCGGCUCAGUUAGACUUUUUUUUUAUAAAUUUAUCAUUAAAAUAGUGUACUCGUCGUUUGUUCUUUUUCUUUUUGUUCUGUUUUAAGUUUGUUUUUCCACCGGUAAAUUCGUUCGUAAGGCUACAUUUUAAAGAACCGCGCAACACGCUAAGCUGCUCCUCCGCAUUUUUUGUUUUUUCUAUUCUACUUGAGGUUCGGGGCGGCUAAGGUCGGUGUGAGCAAGUUACAAAUUAAAAUCCUUAUUAGUAAGCGUAAAACAACAAAACAAAAAACUUCAGCACUCUUAGAGGUACGAUUUAUUUUUUUCUUUCUUUCUAAAUUUAACAACCACGAACUGUAGAAAGUGUUAAAAUCAUGUUUAAGGCCAGACCGAGAAUCCUUGUAAUAAUUGUUAGAUUUUGAGAUACUAUAUAUUGAUGAACAGGUAAAUUUUAAGCAGAAGGAAGUGUUUCUGCUUUUUUUCGUACAACUUGGCGAGCUAGAAACUUUCCUUCUCAAAAGUGUCGCGUUUAAGCUUAAUUUAAGGCAGAAAUGAAAGAUACUCCUAAUGGAUUCGUUUUUUGUUUGAUUUUUAAGAUUAACUAACGAUUAGAAAGCUGAUGUUGAGCAACUGAUGAAACUGAGAUAUGCGUAUUUAAAGAGAAAAAAAACCUUAAAAUAAAAACAAGAAGCAAAAGCGCGAAACGAAAGGGUAAAGAUCGUGUAGUAGAAUAUUAUUAUGGGUAAGUUUGAUGAUAAGUCUGUAAAAUUCAACAACCACCAACAAUAACAAAAACAACAACAAAUUAGCAAAGCUGAGACAAACAGUCACAAAUUGUAUAAGCUCCCAGAAAACAAAUCUAGAAAACUGUGAAUUCUUUUCUAAUAAGGCAGUACACAUUUAAGAGGAAGUCAAGAGGAUUUAAAUUUUAACGAGCACUCACAAAGCUCACAGAAAGCUGAGUCUAGAGUAGAACAUAAAAAACAUACAUACAUACGAACAACACACUCACACACAUACACAUGUGAACUCAAACCUGAUUAGUAAAGUUGAGUGGUAAAAAAACCAUAGAUCCGGUUAAGAUAAAUUUAAAGAAAUUGAAACCAAACGAAUAACUAUCAGCAAAAUUGAGUUUCCUUUGCGUUUAUGUUUUCCAAAUCCAAUGAAGAAUGAAUCAACAUAACUAAACAACUAGAACCGAGGCAGAGAGAGUGAAAUACUUCUAAAAAUUGCUCUUUUUGCGUACAACAUCGUAGGACAAACUCCCAUUUUUGAUGAAUGCUAAAGAAAUCGAACAAAGUGAUAUAGUAAAAAUUAUGAACAUCAAACACUUGGAUGAUAAGAGUGGAAGUGGAGAAAUUACCUAAAAUCAUCUCAAAUCCUACAGCAGAACAGUUUUAUACUUUUUGUGCGUGUGUCUGGAAGUGGAAUAAUUAGUUUUCUUCGUAAAGAUUUGUACAAAAAAAAACAACGUUAAAAGAACAUUUAAGUAAAUUUAACCUUACACACAACACACAAUCUCUAUUUACCUGAUCCCCUUUCCUGACUUCAUCAUCCACCCACAUACACAAACGAAGUGGCGGAAUGUUACUCCCGUUUGUGCAAGAGUGGUUCGUCCUUUGUCCAAUUUCCCUAAUUCCAAAUGCCAAUCACCCGCCCACCAAACAGGAAAACAGUAAAUAGAGCAAACAAUCAAUAUUGAGUAAAUUUAAUUAAUCAUAUUUAAACUGAAGUGAUUUUGCGAAACAAAUUACAGAUAAAAUCUAUUAGAGAGAGGUAAAAGCUUAAAACAACAAAAAAAAAAACAAAAUCACAACUUGGAUGAGGGUGAGAAUUUUUUCCUUUCCUUGGCUUUAUGUUAUUCCGUUUUAUUUUUUUUUCCUAAUUCUAAUUAAUCGUAAAUAUAUAUUAAACCAACAAGUAAAAACAAAAACAAACAAUAUAAUCGUCAUUUAUCACAUCUUUUUCGUUAGCUUUUUUUUUGUUCAAUAUUUUAGUUAUUCGUAUGUCGCAACGACGAUUGAUUGGAAAGAGACCAGAAGUAAAAAGAAAAAAAAAAUCAUUUAAAAAUUAUACAACAAAACACAACAUCUUAUCGUAAUAGUAGUAGAUAUAUUAUUUUUUUUUUCUCGCAAGACAAAACAAACAAUAAUAAAGUGCUGAUUCUUUUUUUUUUUUAAUAAAUCCUGUUCAAAUACAGUAACAAAGAAUGAUGAAAUAAAAUGCUGAAAAAUA